Messenger RNA from Phytophthora nicotianae INRA-310, 1221 nucleotides. RefSeq lists its product as hypothetical. The record is from RefSeq and is a predicted model, not a curated record. The coding region runs from base 652 to 1053 and encodes 133 amino acids. Lineage: Eukaryota; Oomycota; Peronosporomycetes; Peronosporales; Peronosporaceae. The transcript has a single exon.
CAGGGGUGCUGCUUCUCGUUGAACACGCUCUUCUCAGCUACGUUCAUGACUCCCAAUGUAUCGCCGUGGUAGCAAUUGGCUUGAGCCAAAGUAACCAUCUUGGAACCUGUGGCUUCAUCCGACAUAAACUCACCGUACUCCAGCUUAUGGUCGAGCACAUACUUCCGGAACGCCAUCUUCAGAGCCACCUCGACGGCUGUGGAGCCGUCGUCCGAGUAGUAAACACGAGAUGCCCAACCUUUACCAACCGAUGCGAGCAGCUUCUCACUCAACUGUAGAGCUGGUUCGUGUGCGUUCUCCGGGAACAUGACGUGGCCGUAGCGACCUGCAGCGUACGCCAAAGCCGUCGCCAUCUUCGAGUUGCCGUGUCCGACACCUUGUGUCCACCAACUCGCACAGGCAUCAAAUAGAGGCUCCACCGUGUUGCUAUCCGGACGGUAUACACUGAACUCGUCCCCGUGGGCCGAGUCGAUCAUAGAGAGACCGCCAGCCUUCUUAUGUUGUGUGAAUGGCCACCAGAACACUUGCUCAGCGCGCUCUUCCAUGCGUUUGAAGCUUUCCAGUCGAGUCUUGUGGAACGACUUGAGUGCUUUAUUAACAUCAGCAAACACCUUGUCAUGAUCCUCGAACCACUUGUUCAAUGGCUCAGGCAUGGGCGGAACAGCGUUCAUAGUGAAGAUCGGGAUUCCGAGCUCGCUUGUGCGCGGCUCAAGUGCCGCUUUGUUGUCCAGACCGUCUUGUUCAAUCAAGCAGAUCGCAGCCACGUCGUAUCCACGAAUCAGUAGUGUUUCGAGUGCUGACAUAGUCGUAGAGAUUCCACCGAGCUUGCCGUCGCCAACAAGCACCACAGGGAGCCGCAUGCCGCGAUACACAUCCACCUGGAACCUCAUUGAGGCCGAGGGACUGCAUACUCCUCCUGCAGUCUCUACAAGUACUAGGCUGUCUGCAGCUUUUGCUCCAUUGACCUGGUUAAUAGCCUUCAGCUUGUCAGAUAGCAGCUCCAGUAGCUUCUCGUCGGUGAUGGUGUAUCCCUCCAUCUGCGCCGCGAGAUGAGGCGACACGGGGUUCUUCCAUGAGAACAAAGUGGAACAUUGAAGGUCCCCUUGUUUCUGGUCCUUAAGCAGCGCGUGUUUCUCGAUGAAGGAAGCAUCACCGGGGAAGGAACCGGGGAUGUCGUCGUCGGUACCGGUUUGAAGGGGUUUAAUGUACUCAAUGCGUCCA